AGAUACUCCGUAAUUCAAUUUCAUACCCAAUACACUUGCAGCUCAACUUUCUAAACCCCCAACAAUUUAUUUCUCUCCCUUUUUCGCUCUCCUCUUUUUCUCUCAUGGAAGAACUCAACUCAGUUAAUGUUAUCGAUCUCGACGAUUUUCAACCCGACCCGCUUCUCAAACCCGGAGCAUUCAUUGAUCCCAACCCCACUGUUAUCGGGACCUCUUUCACCGUUGAUCCUGUUGUCAUGGCUUCACCACCGCCGAUUUCCGAUAAAAAGUCCGCAGGACCCUCUUCUAACGGGAACUCCAAACCCGUCAAAUCCACCGCCUCCCCUGCUGCUGCUGCGGUGGAUGCCGAUCAGUUGCCUGAUUGGAUGCCUCCUGGUUGGACAAUGGAACAUCGUGUUAGGGCAUCUGGUGCUUCUGCUGGUUCUCGAGAUAAGUAUUAUCGGGAGCCAGGGACAAGUCGUAAGUUUAGGUCAAAGAAGGAGGUGAUGCACUAUCUUGAAACAGGAACUCUCUUGAAGAGAAAGAACAUAGACGAUGCUGGCGGUUCACCCGUGAAUGAGUCUGCUACCCCAAAGCGAAAGAAAUCUGAGCCAAAGGUGAAAGUUUCUUUGAAGAACUUCAACUUUGAUGAUAUCCCGGCGAAGGUGAAAUGGGUGUUGACUGAUAUCUAUGAAGGGUCAUGGAGACCCUUAACCAAUGGUGUUGAUAGGGUUCCGGAAUCUGCUAAGCAAGAAUGGACUGCAGCUUAUACAUAUCUCACAAUACAAAAUGGUGGCAAGGCAGCUAUCACAGCAUUCGUCUGAGUGUUCCCCUUCUCUCGAUUGUGGGAUCAAAUAUUGUUAACAACUCAUACCCAACAAACCACAGAAAAGAAACAAUGUUAAUAUAGUCUUUCAUUUUGCUUCUUUUUUGAGAUGAAUAGUUGUGAAUAAUUUUAACACUUAUGGUUGUUCUUUAGGAACAAUAGGACAAGUAAGUUAGCUUCAAAUAGCUAGUUUUCUUUUGUUAGAGCUUGGUAAUUUGAGCUUGGUGCAUUUUGGAUUUGGAUUUACCCAUUUAGCUAGUGUUUUUUUUUU
Molecule: messenger RNA, 1076 nt
Organism: Spinacia oleracea (spinach)
Lineage: Eukaryota; Viridiplantae; Streptophyta; Magnoliopsida; Caryophyllales; Amaranthaceae
Product: methyl-CpG-binding domain-containing protein 5
Exons: 3
Coding region: 105-803 (232 amino acids)
Molecular function (GO): DNA binding
Source: RefSeq, a predicted model, not a curated record